Oppia nitens is the source of this 788-nucleotide messenger RNA. Its product is annotated as alpha-crystallin B chain-like. Bases 172 to 660 code for a protein of 162 amino acids. Gene Ontology annotation, molecular function: protein folding chaperone. The transcript has a single exon. Gene Ontology annotation, biological process: response to heat; protein refolding. The record is from RefSeq and is a predicted model, not a curated record. NCBI's taxonomy places the organism in Eukaryota, Metazoa, Arthropoda, Arachnida, Sarcoptiformes, Oppiidae.
UACUCGAUUCGCAAUACAAUACAUAUAUAAAGCAAUUAAGUUAUAGACUAUUAUUAACAGUAAUAGCAGUCAAACUAUAGUUUGAAAUUUUUUGAAUAAAGUUAUCAAUAAAUUGUUUCAUAUAUAUUGUCUCAUAACUAAUAUUGUGAUUAUAAUUAUUGUUUUAAAAUAAUGGCUUUGGAUAUGUUUUUUCCGUAUCGUUCAGCUGUUAGACGACGAUAUCCAUCGGAUUUGUUUGAUUGGCCGCAGAGUAUGUUUGGACAACACUUUGGUCUCGAUUGUCGUGAUUUUGAUCAAUCAAUGAGUCAAUUGAAUCAACUCUCGGGAUCAUCACAUGUGGCCAACACUGGCGACAAGUUUUCCGUGAAGUUAGACGUCAGUCAUUUCAAACCCGAAGAAAUUGAAGUCAAAACUAUUGGCAAUUAUGUUGAAAUUCAUGGCAAACACGAAGAAAGAAGUGAUAGUCACGGAUGGAUUUCACGAGAGUUUACCCGACGCUAUGUUUUGCCCGAUGGAUGCAAAGCCGAGGACGUGAUGUCAAGUCUUAAGCCGAAUGGUGUGCUGACUAUUGAGGCUAAGAAAGAACAGUUGCCACCAAUCAGUGGUGUUGAACGUGUGGUUCCCAUCGCUAUUACCGAUGAAGAAAAACAAACAAAAUAAACAUUUUGAUCAAUGAUUUAAACUUUAAUUUUUUGAUAAUUAUAUUUUAAUCCGAUUAAUUAACAAUUAUUUGUUUGUAUUUGUUUUAAAGUUAAUAUUAUAAAUAAAUUAGUAAUUACAAUUAUUAA